AUGGCCAUGACCAGAACCCAGCUCGUCUGCAACAUGGCAGGUGAACAGUCAUUGUCACCGGCUUCCGGAUUUUCCUUGCUCCUGCUUAACUUGGAGGAGUACUACUUUGAACAGCAUACAGCUAAUCACAUUCAGCACGAGGGCAAUCGGAAUGAAAGGAAAAUCAGAGGCUCCUUAAAAAUAUGUUCGAAAUCAGUUAUUUUUGAACCAGAUGCCAUAUCCCAGCCCAUCAUUAAGAUUCCUUUGAGAGAUUGUAUAAAAAUAGGAAAACAUGGAGAAAACAGAGCCAGUAGACACUUUGCAAAGGCAGUACCCGGAGGGAUUUCACUCAUUUUCAGUCAGGUAUAUUUCAUUAAAGAACACAACAUUGUUGCCCCGUAUAAAACAGAGAGGGGUACCAUGGAGUAUGUCUUUGAAUUGGAUGUUUCAGGCAAAGCGGACGAUGUUGUGGAGACACUGCUUCAGCUUCACAGAGCAUCCUGCCUGGACAAACUGGGGGACCAAACUGCUAUGAUAACAGCUAUCUUGCAGUCACGUUUGGCGAGGACAUCGUUUGACAAAAACAGAUUCCAGAGUGUCUCUGAAACGUUGCAUAUGGAGUGCAAAGCAGAGAUGGUGACACCUCUGGUGACGAAUCCUGGGCACGUGUGCGUCACUGACACCACCCUGUACUUUCAGCCUCUCAACAGGUACCCGACACCCGUGGUCCAGAUAACCCUCCAGGACGUCCGCCGCAUCUACAAACGGAGGCACGGCCUCAUGCCUUUGGGCUUGGAAGUGUUCUGCACAGAAGAUGACCUGUGUUCCGACAUCUACCUGAAGUUCUACGAACCUCAAGACCGAGACGACCUCUACUUUUAUAUUGCUACGUAUCUAGAGCACCACGUGGCAGAGCACUCGGCCGAGAGCUACACGCUGCAGUGGCAGCGGGGGCACCUGUCCAACUACCAGUACCUGCUGCACCUCAACAGCCUGGCCGACCGCAGCUGCAACGACCUCUCCCAGUACCCUGUGUUCCCCUGGGUGGUCAGCGACUACAGCAGCCCGGAGCUGGAUUUGUCAAAUCCAGGAACCUUCCGGGACCUCAGUAAGCCAGUAGGGGCCCUCAAUAAGGAACGUCUGGAGAGGCUGCUGGCGCGCUACCAGGAGAUGCCGGAGCCCAAGUUCAUGUACGGCAGCCACUACUCCUCCCCGGGCUACGUGCUGUUCUAUCUUGUGAGGAUCGCGCCAGAGUACAUGCUGUGUCUGCAGAAUGGAAGAUUCGAUAACGCAGAUAGAAUGUUCAACAGUAUCGCAGAAACUUGGAAAAACUGUUUGGAUGGCGCAACCGAUUUUAAAGAGCUGAUUCCGGAGUUCUACGGUGAUGACAUCAGCUUUUUAGUCAACAGUCUGAAGCUGGAUUUGGGGAAGAGACAAGGAGGGCAGAUGGUUGAUGACGUGGAGCUUCCCCCGUGGGCGCAGAGUCCCGAGGACUUUCUGCGGAAGAGCAGGGAGGCACUGGAGAGCAGCUACGUGUCCGAGCACCUGCACGAGUGGAUCGACCUCGUGUUCGGCUACAAGCAGAAAGGAGCGGACGCGGUUGGAGCCCACAACGUUUUUCAUCCCCUGACCUAUGAAGGAGGCGUAGACUUGAACAGCAUGGAGGACCCUGACGAGAAGGUGGCCGUGCUCACCCAGAUCCUGGAGUUCGGGCAGACGCCCAAACAGCUCUUUGCGACUCCACAUCCUCGAAGGAUCACCCCCAGGUUUAAAAGUGGGUCCCAGCCCUCGAGUUGUAACGCAUCCACGGCCGAUUCUCCAGAGAGGCGGCGGCUGACUCGGCUGCCGCUGGAUGUAGUCUCUCCAGGUGAAGAGUCUUUUGAAGACCUGACGGAGGAGAGCAGAACGCUGGCCUGGAGCAAUAUCACCAAACUGCAGCUGUACGAGCAGCACAGGAUCCACAAAGAGGCAGUUACCGGAAUCGCAGUCUCCUGCAACGGCUCGUCCAUCUUCACAACCUCACAAGACUCCACCCUGAAGAUGUUUUCCAAAGAAUCCAAGAUGCUACAAAGAAGUAUAUCAUUUUCAAAUAUGGCUUUGUCGUCGUGUUUACUUUUACCGGGAGAUGCCACUGUCAUAAGCUCUUCGUGGGACAAUAACGUCUACUUUUAUUCCGUGGCGUUUGGGAGACGCCAGGACACGCUGAUGGGGCAUGACGAUGCUGUUAGUAAAAUCUGUUGGCUCGACAGCAGGCUGUAUUCUGCAUCCUGGGACUCGACUGUGAAGGUGUGGUCCGGGGUCCCUCCCGAGAUGAGCGCAGCCAGGAGACACCAGUUUGACCUGCUGGCCGAGCUGGAGCACGACGUGGGCGUGGACACAAUCAGUUUAAACGCUGCAGGCACGCUGCUGGUUUCAGGCACCAGAGAAGGCACAGUGACUAUCUGGGACCUCGCCACGGCCACCAUACUGCACCAGAUUCCGUGUCACUCAGGGACCGUAUGUGACACUGCUUUUAGCCCAGACAGUCGCCACGUCCUCAGCACAGGAGAAGACGGCUGUCUGAACGUCAUCGACGUGCAGACGGGCAUGCUCAUCUCGUCCAUGACUUCGGACGAGCCGCAGAGGUGCUUUAUCUGGGAUGGGAAUUCUGUUUUAUCCGGAAGUCAGUCUGGCGAGCUGCUCGUCUGGGACCUCCUCGGGGGAAGGAGCACUGAGAGAAUUCGGGGCCACGCAGGAGCCGUGACGUGCAUGUGGAUGAACGAGCAGUGCAGCAGCGUCAUCACGGGCGGGGAGGACAGACAGAUCACGUUCUGGAACCUGCAGUAUUAAGUGCCUUUUCCUCAAGUAUUAUUGAACUCGAUUUAAUGUAUUUUUAAACCAAACUUUUAAAUGAACUGGUGAAUGUGCAAUUAUAGUAAUUAGAAGUUUUACCACAAGAGAUGUUUGUGGUUUUAAACUUUCUAAAUUGUGGUGACUUCACUGAAAGCCAUCAGUUGCCAUCCUCAGGCAGAGGACGCGGCAGCAUUCGCGGUAAACGUGCGUUUGUAAGGCAGGCGAUGAUGGUCAGAAGAUGGAUUUGGGGGCAGAGGGAACAGCUCAGUGGUGUUAACCCAGCCGGGGCAGUUUCCAGGAGGCACUGAGCAAUGUAAGGAUUUUCCAAGGAGAUGUGAGUGCUCUGCCCACUCACUCAUGUCUCCCUAGUCCACACGGCCACUGCCCAGCGGGCUCUGGGGGAGGUGUUUUCAUGGAGUGGUUACUUUCUAUAACCUACUGCCCCCAGAGUCUGAGAGUGUGGGGAAGGGUUAGCAGGUCUUACAACAGCCUUCUGUGCACAGGACAGUUUGCUCCACGGUAGCUGUGAAAUCCUCAUCUUUUCUAUGACAUUAAAAGUAUUUUUCUGUAAUGAAA
This is a messenger RNA of Vicugna pacos (alpaca), 3387 nucleotides long. Lineage: Eukaryota; Metazoa; Chordata; Mammalia; Artiodactyla; Camelidae. The record is from RefSeq and is a predicted model, not a curated record.